This is a messenger RNA of Lactuca saligna, 595 nucleotides long. NCBI's taxonomy places the organism in Eukaryota, Viridiplantae, Streptophyta, Magnoliopsida, Asterales, Asteraceae. The record is from the annotation of a GenBank genome assembly.
AGAUGAGUCAGAAUCCCAAAUAAUCAGCAAUCAUUCCUAUUUUUGCUUAUUUUCCAAUCUCUAAAAUUGGAUAUCUUCAAUCUAUCCCACAAAAUCAGGAAUGAUUUAUCUUCAACGAAUUCAAUCCAAUGUCAAUAAAUCACGAUUGAAAUCAAGUUAUCAACAACCAUCUGCCUAUAAUCUUUGUUUUUGUCUUCACUACGCCCGCCAACUUCCCUUCUACACCCAUCAAUUUACUCUAUCCCAUCUUAAUGAAAACCCUAUAAAUUUGACGGAACCACCACCUUACCUACAUGGCUACAUGCCAACUACUGCCUCUGCGAAUCUAAGCCAUUACCUAAAACACAACAGCCAAUACCACCACAUCUCUACCACCGUCACAUGUCCUUCUUUUCCCGUCUGUGUCAUGUCCUUCUCGCUCUUUCUUACUUCUAAUUUGCUUUCCUUCUCAACCAUCGUACGACUACUGAAAAAGACAAAACAAAAGCAACAAAUGAAUGGGGUUGAAGGUCUUGUAUCUGAUUUCUUGUUCAUCCAGUCACACUCCUGUACAGAUUCAAUAUCAAUGGAGUUAUUAUCGGGUUCCACCGUGUAG